This is a messenger RNA of Spinacia oleracea (spinach), 1439 nucleotides long. RefSeq lists its product as uncharacterized. The record is from RefSeq and is a predicted model, not a curated record. NCBI's taxonomy places the organism in Eukaryota, Viridiplantae, Streptophyta, Magnoliopsida, Caryophyllales, Amaranthaceae. The coding region runs from base 51 to 1352 and encodes 433 amino acids. The transcript has 2 exons.
UGAAGCCGUCUGCUGCUUUAGGGAUCGAGAUCCAGGAUAUAACCAAGGUGAUGGAGGCAAUUGAAGCCGACCUUGUUCCUGGCUCGGAUGUCCCUAUUGUGGCCGAGCAGAAGGAAGAAUCUGCUGACGUUUCUCUCGAAAGGGAGAAAAGUCCAGAUAAGGAGAUGGUGGAUCUCACCGAAGCUCACAUAGAGGUUCCCGAAGCUGAGAAGGAGGUCCCUUCUGCUGAGGAGGAGCAACCCGAGCAGGGUCUGACGAGGAAGAGGCGCCACUCGACCUUGGGCUCUACUUCGACCUCGGCCCUGGAUAGACUGAUCCACGCUGACCCUUGCUCGGAUGUUCCGCUGAAACGGAUCCCCGAUGAGGUAAGGGAGGCGAUGGCUCGCUAUGCUAGAGCUCCGGUUUUGGGGGAGAACCCCAUGGCUCACGUGGGAUCUUUGGUGGGUCCCGAAGCUGCACGGGAGAAUCUUCUUCGGGCCAACCCGCAGUGGAGGGUUCCUGGAGCUGAGGAGAGGAACCCAGCUAUGAUGGCCCAAUAUUAUCUGAAUGAGGCUGUUUUCUGGUCCUCGUUCGCUUCCGAGUGUAGCUCGGUUGAGGAGAGGCAACUGAGGAGGUAUCAGGAGGCUUAUGCUCGUGAUAUCCCUGUCUUGGACCAGAAGGCUGGGCAGCUCAUGGCCGAGAUGGUGGAGAUCAAGCAACUGUACCUUCAGUACAGUCGUGAGGCUAGGGAAGCGGCGGAACAGAUCGGGGCCGAAGUUGGGAAGCUCACUUUCCAGGUUGAAGAGGAUGCUGAAAAGAUAGCUUCCUUCGACAGGGAGAGGAGAGAAAUGGCUGCCAAGUUUGCGAGCGAACUUGAAGAAAAAGACAGUCUUCUCAAGGAGAUGACGUCUAAAUUUGAGGCGGCCAUUAAGCAGAGCCAGGAAGCGGAGGCGAGGCUUCAGCAGUUUUUCAAGCACCGGGAGAUUGUUCAGAAUCAAGCUGACAAGGUGCCCGUUCUCCAGCUGAAGAUCCGAGAGAAGGAUGCUGCCAUUCGGAAGUUGGAGCAAGAGAGAGUUGACCUCUACACUGCUGAUCAGUGUAGGGAGCAAUACUGGAAUGGCAUCCUGGGUGCUCGGCGGAUGUUCGCGAAGCAUAUGCCUCAUUUCCCUUGGAAUGAGAAGGUUCCGCUCUGGAUGAGGGCCCAGGAUCACUUGGUGGAGUGCCAGGCCGAUCGAGACGAAGCUGAAGCUGAACGCCAAGCUGCUCUUGCAGAGGCUCGGGCCCAGAAGGCGGCUUCCGAAGGUGAUACUACUGCUGGGGGUUCUUCGAAGGAUGCUCCUCUGGGGGAUGCUCCUGAGACUCCCAAGAGUUAGGGAUUCGGGCAGUCGUCUUCUUCAGAGUCGGUCGGUUCCAGUUGAGGACUUCCGAACAUGUGCUUGCCUUUCCCCCUUUUGCCUCGG